Gadus morhua (Atlantic cod) is the source of this 6756-nucleotide messenger RNA. It is a transcript of the gene alpk3b, whose product is annotated as alpha-kinase 3b. The coding region runs from base 417 to 6347 and encodes 1976 amino acids. The record is from RefSeq and is a predicted model, not a curated record. Gene Ontology annotation, biological process: protein phosphorylation; cardiac muscle cell development. Gene Ontology annotation, molecular function: ATP binding; protein serine/threonine kinase activity. NCBI's taxonomy places the organism in Eukaryota, Metazoa, Chordata, Actinopteri, Gadiformes, Gadidae. Gene Ontology annotation, cellular component: nucleus. The transcript has 13 exons.
UCCACAAUGCGGAUGACGUCAGCGGCCGGCCAUCCAGCCGGAGCUACCUCUCUAACGUCAGGCCCGAGAGCAGCUCUCCGAGUCACAGGUAUUCUCAGUAUAGGCCGCCAAGGUAUUGUGACUAUUGUACCCUCUCUCUAUCAAUCAUACGUCUAGUUCGCUGUCAGCAUGAGUGUGAAAGUUCUUGAAUGAAUGCUAUGCACUGAAGCGGAUUGAAUAACAUUUCUGUUGACUUCUGAAAGUGUAUUCAUUAGUCUAUAUAUUUUUUUAAAUUUUAUAAAUGAAUACUAGAAUCAUACAACAUCUCACCUCAUGGAUAAAAUGGGAAAAAAAAGUAAUAAUUGUAAUUUUUCUGUUCUGCUUGAUCGUUGUAAAUCAUAGAUAUUCAAAAUAGUUACUGAUUGAGUGAUUGAUUGAUGGGUUUAUGCAUGAGAGCUAUUGCUAGAAGAUGCAGAACCAUACAGCUCCAUGCGAUGACCCUCUUCAGGAGCACCCUGUGCAGUGUGAUGGCCCAGUUAGCCGAGGAGACCCAGCCGACCUUCGAGCUCACCUUGAGGUCCAGAGCUGUGUCCGAGAAAUGCAAAGUGACCUUUACCUGUGAAGUGAAAGGUCACCCUAUCCCUGAAGUGAUUUGGUAUAAAGAUGAUGUUCAGUUAGAUAGAUACUGCGGACUGCCCAAGUAUGAAAUAUUCCGCAAUGGACCAAAUCAUUGCCUGCACAUUUACAACUGUACGGUGGAGGACGCUGCUAUAUACCAGGCCUCGGCCAGCAACACUAAGGGCAUCGUGUCCUGCUCCGGGGUGCUGGAGGUAGGCCUUAUGAACGAGUACCUGAUCCACCAGCGCUACUUCUCCAAGCUCAAACAGAAGGCUGAGAACCGCCGUAGGGAUCUGGAGGGCCGCGAGAACCAGGGUGUCGCCGAGCAGGAGCCCCUCCGGAGCCUCAGCCCAGACCGCUCGCAGAGGAAACGCCGCUCCCCAAUGGCGCCCCAUUUCAGCGCCCCCGGCUCCAUGGAGGUGGUGCCGAAACCCACCAGAGAGCGACCUGAAGCUCCAGGGCCAGGGGCUGAGGCUGCGGUGGAGGCCAGGCUGCAGGACUCUACGGCUGGGGCUACGGUGGCGAAGCCUCCCCUGUUGGCCAAUGGGGAAUCAGUGGCCCCCGCCGUUAACGGACACGGGGGGGUCACGGAGAACGGGGGCAAGGGGAAUACUUACCUGUACGACUCUGUGCAGAAGGUUUUCACUCCGCAUCAACCCAAAAUCCCCUUAGGGGAGAAAAAGAUUAAGAUGUCAAACAAGGUGGAAGGUGUGAAGGAGAAUGCCCUGGGGGAGGGGGUUUCCCAAGAUGUGAGCUCAGAUGUGCAGGGCUGUGAAACACAAGCCCGCAACAAGCUGGUCAAUGCUCAGGGGUUUUCAGAGGAGGCGAUGGAGAGCUCCCCUUCCUUCACUGCUCUGGAUUCUGCACCUCCAGCAAAACCAGAACAGGGCCAGAAGAGAACAACAGAGGCAGCAUUGAAUGUCGAUAAAACUCCUUCAAAGAAGGAUGAGGUGUCUCUGGAUGGAGCUUCGGCCCGUUUAGAGAGACCUAAAAGUGCCACGCAAAAGCAAAAGCCUGUUGCUAACACACGCUCUGUUGAUGUUUCACUUGCUGGAUCUCUGCGUAAACAUAAUGGUGAGCAUGGGUCCGAAGGUAAAGAAGAUAAACUAUUAUCUCAGGGGAAAGCUGAGCACAGAGAUACAAAGAAAACCCAAUUGGAUUCAAGGUCGCAAAAGUCUCCCCAAGUUUCCCCAGCACAUCGACCACCAACACACAUAGCAACUCCCAAACAGCCCUUAAUCAGAAACCAUAAGCAGAAGGACAUUAAAGGCAGUGGUGUCACAGCGGUGGAUACUGCCAUCGGACCCGCAGCGACAGAACUUCAAACUCUGAGCACUGCACCGAAAUCAUGUACUACCGUAAACGUGGAAACCAGUUUGGUGCCGGUAACUCCAAUCAAGCCCUCAGAGCCCCCCUCAGGCCCAAGACGUCAGGGGACAACACUGCGGAGGUGUCAGUCGGCAGGGGAUGCUGAGGACGCUCUCCGCCAGUCGCCAGGGGAACAGGGAUGCAGGAAGGGAACAAACCCUUGCGUGGAGAAUGUUUCUGUGUCUGAGCCACAACAGCUGGCCGAGGUCACACAGGCCCAGGCACAGCCAAACCAGACCGAUGCACCUCCCGGCCUCAAACCGCCAGCCCCCCCACGCCCCGUGGCCGCACCCCCUCCACGAAGGACUCCGUCAGAAGAGCCUGGGGUGGCAGGAGGGCAGAAGCACAUUGAGCACCACCCUGUCCCGGGGACAAGGCGGACCGCGAGGGAUCAUUCCAGAGGAUCAAGUGAACGCAAUUCAGUCCCUUUUACAGACCCAGCGACGUUCCCGGACAGAAGUUUGGGCAAUGGACAGAGCAGCCUAGGGUGUAGCGUGUCCCAUGCCAUCCAACAUCCAGGCGAGUCAGCUGUUAAAACAGAGGAGGGGUUAGACGGACCGCUGGAGGGUGAGGUUGAUGGGCACCAGGCAGGUACGUCGCCAGUAUGUGAGGAGCGUCGGGCUCUGGGCCAGAAGAAAGUCGAGAUGGAAGUUGAUGUUGUUGUUGCCCUGAAGGAAAGGGAAAAAGCACAAAUAGGAGCCACUCUAGAUGACAGCCAAAAGGAAACUGUUUCCAUUACACGCGCAGGUGUUUCUCACACUGAAAUGAAAAAUGAACCUGUGAUAAAAUCCAGAGUUGAGACCCAUCCAAUGACGCACAAAACCAACAUAACUGGUUUUGACACCCGCAAUCAACAAGUUACAAUGGAACUAAGAAGUAUAAAUGUCCCAGACACAAGCGUAUCUGAACAACAAAUUAACCCCCUAAAGGAAUCCCACAAACCUGAACCUAAUGUUCUUUCAGUCGCUGAAAUUAUGAGAUCUCAGAUAAAGGCCCUUGACUCCAAGAUGUCAAAUCCAUCUACAGAUGAGACAAGUUCAGCUUCAGCGGAUUCCAUUGCCGCCACUCCAAUUUUUGCUUUGUCAACCAAAAAAGAAGCAGCUAAAAAGACAGUUCCAGACUUAAGAGAGGAACCUAAAAAGGUACAUGAUAUAGAGAGGGCAUUAAUGAUUGAAGUGGAAGAGAAAAUAGAGACAAAGCCCCCAGACCAACCCCCGAAACCCAGUCCCCCUAAUACUGAAGCCGUAGCCUCUUUUAAUGUCCCUCCACAGGGAGAAGACAAUGCAACGGUACAGGAUUUGGAGAAGACAGUGGAAAUAGAUCAGAGAGUAGAGGCCAUUCCUGGUUCCCCUCCCGCGGGACUAGACCCUGCGGCAGAACAGUUUGGAUUGGAACCUAGAAUAAAUCCUACAGAGUGUUCACCAGAGCCACCCCAGACUCCCACUGCCCCGAGUACUGAAGUGCUAACCUCUUCAACCAAAGGAGACGACAUUGUGAAGGGACUUGAUGUGGAGAGCACAGAAGAAAUAGGAGGCGGUGGUGUCACAGCGGUGGAUACUGCCAUCGGACCCGCAGUGACAGAACUUCAAACUCUGAGCACUGCAACGAAAUCAUGUACUACCGUAAACAUGGCAACCAAUUUUCCGCUGGUUUAUCCAAUCAAGCCCUCGGAGAGAGUAGAGGCCAUACCUGUUUCCACUCCUGCGGUACUAGACACUUCGGCAAAACAGUUUGGAUUGCAACCUAGUAUAAACCCUAAAGAGUGUUCACCAGAGCAACCCCAGACACCCACUGCCCCGAGUACUGAAGUUAUAACCACUAACCCUUUAACUAGAGGAGAAGAUAUUGUGAAAGGACUUGAUGUGGAGAGCACAAAAGAGAUGGAACCGAAAACGGACCCAAAUUCUGUUUCUACGCCUGAGGUACCAGAUAUCACGUUGAAACUGUUUGAAACACCACCAGGAAUUCAUCCACAAACAACAACAGUGUGUACGGCCGACCCAGCCCUGACUCCCAUCACUCCAGCUAUCCCCCCAGAAGCCAUCCUCUCUUUCAGCAUCCCGCCCAUAACUGUGAUUGACACAGAGAGCUUCGCAGACACUGGCAACACUUAUAGCAGCAUGGAAAAUGAAGAUAUAGUGGACACAGGCCAUGAAUGUGGAACCCCAUCUCCAGUUUCAUUGGGAAAUAUAACUGACGCACCCCCUGCUGGCGCUACGGAUCUCAAUACCACAAUUACAUGUUCUUUUAAUGCUUCUCUGGGAGGAGGGAACUGCAAAGCACUUACAGAGUCAAAUUUGUCUGUUACCAUGACUCAGGAACAUAGGAAGCCUCCCUCAAGUGUGGAGACAGGGAUUGACACUGCAGAGUUGUGUUGUACAGGAGACUCUAGUGAGAUAAUUGGUCCUUCCUUAGAACAUCACAGUCCACAACACUUGGUACUGGUACAAGGUACUGAUGAAGGAUUUAAACAGAUCCCAAAUCCGGAACUUCAACUUAACAUUGAAAGUAAUUUGAAAAGCAUGCCUGUACUUUCUACGACAUGUGUUGACGCGCAGAAGAUACCCGAGCUUAAUAGAAGCAGUGUAGAGACCAAACAAGUGAUUGACUCUCAGCAGGAGAGGAACCUCUCCAUCAUUGAGCCAUCAACGACGGCGAUAGCCCCUCAGAUGUCUUCUUUGAACGAUGAAGCCCCCCUACAGGAGGUUAAGAGCGAUGCUCCGACCUUCUCUUCCGCUACCCCAAAGGAACUGGCCUUGGGAGCACGACGAAAAAUCCUAAUCCCCAAACCGAAAACGGUCGAGGACAAUCCGACUAGCCCAAAAGCCGUUGACAGGGAACUUCAGAGCGAGGAAGUUCUCCCAAAGCCCAGCAAGGUGCUCCCGGGUGCUGCGACUCCGUACCCCCUCUCCGUACCCCCUAGUCCGUCUCAGCAAUCUCUCUUAGCUGUUGAGCCCAUCGGCCAGCGGACUCCGCCAGUGAGGAGGCGGUCACCGCUGUUGAGCAGGAAGUCGGUGGCUCAGGAGACCCCAGGAGGGGGAAAGGAAUCCCUGCAGCAGCCCCAGGCCCAAAGGAGUGAGGAGAAGUCUGCAGAGAAGGAAAAGCCUGACCCGUUCAAAGCUCCUCAGGUCAUCCGUAAGAUUAGAGGUGAGAGCUUCUCGGAUGCCUCGGGACACCUGAAGCUGUGGUGCCAGUUCUUCAACGUCCUGAGCGACUCUGUUAUCAGCUGGUAUAGGGACGAUGUGGAGGUAGUUCAGGUGAAUCGAAGUGCAGGAGAUGAGACCCCAGUAAACCUUGCUAUUGUCCAAGCAUCAAAGAGAGACUGCGGGGUUUACGGGUGCAAGAUCACCAACGACCAUGGCACCGACAUCACCGACCUCCUGCUGAGUGCAGAAAUCCUUGGGGGGAUGCGGCUGCGUGAGGACCUUGGUGUGGGAGAGGAGAUUGAGAUGACUCCGCUCCUGUUGAAUAAGGGCGUCGCCGACAGCGGGGUCUGGGGCAACAAGUUCUUUGGGCGUGUCAUGGUGCAGGAGUCUCAUAUUGGAGGUGGCUGUUCCCGCAAAACCUGGAGAGCCAAGGUGGUGUACGGCCUGGAGCCCGUGUUUGAGUCCGGCACCACUUGUGUGAUAAAAAUGUGCAACCGGAUCGCCUAUGGAGGCAAAGGAGAGGCCCAACUCACAGAGAGGAAUGUGGAAAUGGAGAGACAGAGAUGUAGAAUUCAGAGUCUGGCUCGGGAAUAUUGUAAGAUCUUCUCUGCGGAGUCAAGAGUGGUUGAAAACUUUGGUCCGUGCCUUGAGGUCAUUCCAGUCUACCUGAUGUACCGGCCAGCCAACACCGUGCCCUACGCCACAGUGGAGACAGACCUGAAGGGGGUCUACCUGAAGUACUGUAAGCUAAGUGCUGGGAACGGGCUAGUCUCCAGGACUGGCUCUGAGGUGGAGCUGAAAUGCUGUGCUCUGCAGCACUGGAUCCAUCAGUGGACCAACGGGAACCUGCUUUUCACUCAGCUGGAGGGUGUGGACAAUAAACUCACCAAUGUUGGAAUAUCAAUCAAAUCAACUGGGUAUCAGGGCCUGUCAGCCGUCGGGAAUCCGGACCUCUUGGAGCAGUUUGUGUCCCAGCACCAGUGUAACUACUACUGUGGACUGCUGGGCCUUAGGUCCCUGAAGCCCACAGACUCUCUGCAGACGCCGUCCUCCAAGUCCAGGGGCUCCAAAAGCCCCCUGCUGCAACGCAAGACGGCGGCUGGCACACACAGCCCUGGGACAGCCAGGAGAGCGGCCCUCAGCCCCCGGCUACCCAGGAAGGCUGACGGGGAACAGGAUAGGAGCAAGAGUCCUAUGAAAGCAAAAGAGGAUAGCCCCUCAAACAUAACGAGUUAAUAGCAGCCUCCUUAAGUCUCUCACCUCUCGGGAGAUCCCAAUGAGAGGAUCGUGAAGUGCUGGUUGUGCAGAAGAGAACCAGAUCUCAGGCCAGUAGGCUGGUGGAUGUGUGGGUGCAGAUCCCUACUGCUAGGAAGAGGAGGUGCACCCGUUUCCUUGAGCUUUAUCCCCCCUAAAGGGGGUUGAGAGGAGAAUAAUUAACUUGUUAAGGAUGUUGACUAAACCUGGGUACCUUAUUGGCACUCAAACAACAUUUAAAAUGAUCACCAGAAAACCACACAAAAGAAUGGCAUAGAUUGUUAUCCUGAUUUCACCAAAGGUCAAAAAUAAUUGAAAUUAACUUUUGUAGUAAUUAAAAUGUCAAACUAUUAAUUAAAAUGUAAUGAAAUAAAAGAAUAAUGUUCGAUGA